This is a messenger RNA of Benincasa hispida (wax gourd), 927 nucleotides long. Lineage: Eukaryota; Viridiplantae; Streptophyta; Magnoliopsida; Cucurbitales; Cucurbitaceae. The record is from RefSeq and is a predicted model, not a curated record.
AUGCAAGGCGAUGUAAGAGGGGUGCAUGCUCUCGCUGGAUGUGGAAGCACGAUAAAGAGCAGUGCAUGCACUACAUGUGAUGGGUUUGGAAGCACGGUAAAAAGCGGUGCAUGCACUGCUGCUACUGGGUGUGGAAGCACUGUAAACAGCGGUGCAUGCACUGCUGCUGCUGGGUUUGGAAGCAAGGUAAAGAGUGUUGCAUGCACUGCUACUCCUGGGUGUGGAAGCACGGUAAGGAGCAGUGCAUGCACUUCUGGUGCUGGGUUUGGAAUCACUGUAAAGACCGGUGCAUGUACUACUGCUGCUGGGUGUGGAAGCACUGUAAAGAGCGGUGCAUGCACUGCUACUACUAGAGGCCCAUCUCCUCGCAUGCAAGGCGAUAUAAAGAGCGGUUCAUGCACUGCUACAACUGGGUGUGGAAGCAUGGUAAACAGCAGUGCAUGCACUGCUGGUGCUGGGUUUGGAAGCAUGGUAAAGAGCGGUGCAUGCACUGCUGCUGCUCGUUGUGGAAGCACUAUAAAGGGCUGUGCAUGCACUGCUGCUGCUGGGUUUGGAAACUCGGUAAAGAGCUGUACAUGCACUGCUGCUGCUGGGUGUGGGAGCACGGUAAAGGGUGGUGCAUGCACUGCUACUACUGGGUUUGGAAGCACGGUAAAAAGCGGUGCAUUCAUUGCUGCUGCUGCGUAUGGAAGCACGGUAAAGAGUGGUUCAUGCACUAUUGAUGUUGGGUGUGGAAGCACGAUAAUGAGCGGUAUAUGCACUGCUACUGUUGGGUGUCGAAGUACGGUAAAGAGCAGUGCAUGUACUGCUGCUGCCGGGUGCGGAAGCAUGAUGAAGAGCGAUGGGUGCACUACUAAUAUUGGGUGCAAUGAUAUGAUAAAGAACGGUGGAUGCAAUGCUUGUGCUGGAUGUGGAAUCAUGGCCUAA